Messenger RNA from Megalops cyprinoides (Indo-Pacific tarpon), 2723 nucleotides. It is a transcript of the gene cbx6a, whose product is annotated as chromobox homolog 6a. Lineage: Eukaryota; Metazoa; Chordata; Actinopteri; Elopiformes; Megalopidae. The record is from RefSeq and is a predicted model, not a curated record. Bases 137 to 1729 code for a protein of 530 amino acids. The transcript is spliced from 5 exons.
GGGGCCUAGUUGGAGCACGUCACUGCUGCCAAAGCCGUGUGUGCCGCUGCAGCUUUUGUUUGGUGCGCCCUCAGUGCUCGCCGCCGACCACUAGCUAGCUACGUAGUCUAGUUCAUAUUGGCUGUUGUUGCAAAAGAUGGAGCUCUCGGCGGUCGGAGACCGCGUAUUCGCUGCAGAAUCCAUCCUCAAACGCCGCAUUCGCAAGGGUCGCAUUGAAUAUCUUGUUAAAUGGAAAGGAUGGGCUAUCAAGUACAGUACGUGGGAGCCAGAGGAGAAUAUUUUGGACGAUCGACUGAUAAUAGGAUUUGAACAGAAAGAGAGAGAGCGGGAGCGUUACGGGCCGAAGAAAAGAGGACCUAAACCCAAAAAUUUCCUUCUCAAGGCUCGAGCACAGGCUGCAGAGGCAUCGGCGCAAGGCCCAGACACCCGCUCCUAUCACCCUCCGCGUGGCGCCUCCAGGCCCUCCCCUUCCACUACUCCCUCCUCCGCCUCCUCCCCACCUGCCCUCCCCAAACUGCAGGCCAGAGCCACGUCCCACAAGCUGAAGAAGGACAUCCGCCGCUGUCACCGCAUGUCCCGGCGGCCCUUGCCCCGUCCCCACCCCCUGUCCUCAGCUCCCGGCUCCGUCUCGUCCCGCCCCCCCAUCUCUCCCUUCUCGGAAACCGUGACCAUCCUGAACCGCAGGGUCAAGCCCCGCGAGGUCAAGAGGAGCCGCAUCAUCUUGAACCUGAAGGUCAUUGACAGGGCAGGGAGUGGCAACAGCCGCCCCCACCCAGGGCGCCCCAGCAUUCCCUCUCGAAACCGCAUUGUGGGAAAACGGUUCAGUGAAGUGCCAUACAGAGGCUCUCAGCCUCCUUUGAAUUUUCCUGGGUUCCCUAUGUAUGAGAAACCCUUUGGGAAUCAGCAGAUAGCUUCAAGUGCUGGCCAAGCUCACACUGGGACAGGGUGCCUUACUGAGAAUAGUGAGGAGAGUGGGAAUGGUCUCUCUACUUCUCUCUCCGUUAAUCCUACAGCUGGAAAUGUGGGCAGGAUCACAGGGCAGCCCAUCCCCCAAUACCAGCCACCCCCCUCCCCCUCUAGCUCCAGUGGUUCAGACAGCAGUCCCCCCUCGCCUCCUGAAAUCGAGGCCAAUCCCACACCGUCCCAUGGCCAAGUGGCCUCUACAACCUCUACCUCCCCACCAAAACUGAGCCCCCAAGCGCCAUCUCCACCCAGAAAACCUCUGGAAGGCAAACGGAGUCCUGCGACCAAUCCCACUUCUGCAUCCUUUCUUCCCUCCUCCCCCUCCCUGUCUUCUUCCUCCCCAUCAUCCUCCACUUCCUCUGAGGAAGAAGAGGAGAUUAUGGAUCUGUCAGUACCUCCUGAGGGCAAAAGAAAUCCAAGACGCCGCCAUCACCGUCGUCGCCUUCGCCGAAGCAGUCCCGCUGCUAGUAACAGCAUUACACCCCUGCCCCCCCAGAACCCCACCAGCCCCCCUCUCCUUUCCCCGGAGAAUCCAAGGGCCCCCUCAGAGGGGGACCCUGACUGGCACCCUGAAAUGGCACCCUGUUGCGCCAAUGUUGUUGUGACUGACGUAACCACAAACCUCCUCACCGUCACCAUCAAGGAGUUCUGCCAGCCACCCGAACUGGACAAAUCUGCCCCUCCCAGCCCUUCGUCAUGCUCCAGCGAUCCUCCCGCUGCGUCCGUCCCAUCACCCACCACACUGACCCCCCAGCCCAAACCGUGAACUCUGAGGACACCUGUACCCAAGCCUGAAAAAGUAGCUUGCACUGGUUUGAUCCAGUCCCCCAAAUUACGCACAACUUGGGAAAAGAAGAACUGUAUUUAUUUUUUUUUUCAAGUAUGUAUCGAUACACAGUGAGCUCAUUUACAGAGUGUUUUUCUUUUUAUUUUUUGCUUUAUGUACAGUAAUGCAUGCCGAAUCACAACAGCCCAUAUGCAGAGUUUAAAAUGCACUUACUCGUAUAACAAUGGGUCGCACUUACAUUUGAAGUCACACGCAUGUAGGUGUAUUGUAUGGAUUUACUCAGUCAAUGUGCUCUGUUGGAUUUGCCUUGGCAGUAUGCACACAACUUGCUUCAGAACUAGUACAGAUAGUUUUACACGGUUAUGCAUAAAGGCAAUCCCUUCUGCAUGCACAUACACAGAAAUAUAUAGUUAUAUAUAUUUAUGUGCACGCACAAUAUUUAAGCUGAGACAGGUUUCUUAAGUCAAAGAGGAUUAAGAUAUAACUCUUCUUUUCCUCUUCUCCUCUGUUUCUGAAGUCUGCCAAGACUCUAAACUGAUUCUGUUUGUAUAUAAACUGUGGACUGCAUGUGUAAUAUUCCAUCUGCCAUAUUCGUAGAAAGGUAGUCUGGCUGUCCAAACUUCAUGUCCUCAAAACCCUUGUUGGUUUUUAAGCAGAUCGCACUUGUCUGAGUGUGUAAGUUAUUUCUUAUUCAGAUAGUCCCAUACUAGCACGAGGUGUGCUAGCAUGAGCUGUUGCCUGUUAAAAAGAGAUUGUCAAGAGCGUACAGUAUGACUUCAGUGCUCAAAGGAUGUCCUUGUUUGUGCCACGACAGUGAUUGUAUGAAGAAUUACCAUUUUAAGUCUGUACAGGGUGACAGUCCUGUGUUUUUUUUAACCCUUGACACAUCCCGAUUCUGUAUUGUAUUUGCUGUGUAAUAUGUGGUGCUGUAAUGGAUGUGAAAAUUCAUGGAUAAAAUAAAGACAAGUUUAGA